GGCCACUAUGAGCGGAGGACGUUGUUGGCUCGGGCUAAUGGCAAGGAGAGGUCAGGCUGGCCAUGGCACUGAGGCCGUAGGCAAAAGGUGCUGAGUCGCUAGUCGCAGGGGCUUAGAGGCCGCACACGGCCAUGGCGCAAAGUCGCCAGCCACCUAGCUGCUAGCAUAGAGGUUGUGCGGGGCUGCGGGCUACAAGAGCCCUUGGUGCUAGCUCAUCGGUUAUAGGCGUGCUCACUAGCCGUGGAUCCCAUCGCCUAGCCCCAGAGAGGAGCCGGCGUAGAGCCGAGCGCAGGGGCCGCAUGGGGUUGCCGGCCACCAAACUAGGAGCGAGGAGUCGAUGUACUCGUUCCCUAGUGUUUUCUCUUCUCCUGCAGCCAUAGCGCUGCCACGGCACCGUUCCCUAGAGCGGCACAAUGUUCGGUGAGCGGCGGUGGGCAUGAUAGCGACCAAGGUGGGGAUGAUGACCUACUUUGAGCCGGAGAUGGGAAAGCCGGUGCCGGUGACCAUCGUCGGGUUCUGGGAGGGUGGCAACAUGGUGACGCAGGUGAAGAAGACGGCCGCCACAGGCAGGUGCAUCUAUCACGGCCACAGAAGAAAGAAAUGGACCAUCCUGAUAACAUUUCUACACCACAAAGGAUGUCCAUGCCAUCAUCUGAGCAACAAAUGAUAGAUGAAUUUUGGAGGGAGAAACAAGAAGAAAUUGAGGCCAUUGAUGACUUCAGCAAGCGUGCAAUUCCCAUGACCUGUCUAAAAAAGAUCAUAUGUGCCGAGAAGGGUAAAAUGAUGAUGACAUUCGACACGCCAUCCUUCGUCACAAAGGCAUGUGAGAUAUUUGUGCAGGAACUUUCACUUCGCUCUUGGAUAUGUGCCAAUUCCCACCAUCGGGAUAUCAUACUAGACUCUGAUAUUGCUGAGGCUAUUGCCUCCAUGGAGUCAUAUGUUUUUCUGAAUGAUGUUCUAUGCAAACAUCAGGCAGAACACAACUCAGCCCAUCAUCCAAAGUCUAUUAAGAAGAGUAGUCACAAUAGGUUGACAGAUCAACCACAGACAUCCGGUCAUCCUCGUUACAAUAAGUACCCAAUGCCACAAUUUAUUUCUCAGUCUGCAAGGUAUCCCCUCUUUGCUCUUCCUCCUCCUUUGCCACCAACAAAUGAUUACCAUGUGCCCCUACCCUUGCGGUUCCUACCACGAGGAGCAUGCCCCUUGAUGGCAACCACAAUCACACAGACACCAGUUCUGGGUGGAACAAUACAUCAUUUGCCUAAUAUCCCAAAUGAGGGCUACAUGAGCAGAACUCCUUCGAUGGACACAUAUUAUGUUGAGAGUGCUAGCAAAAAUAAUGUUGUCUCUCAAGAUGGAGAUGUGACAUUCCAUUACCCUUUUGUUCCUCCAGUAGCAUGGAAAUCAUUAUCCAUUCCACCAGUGGCUAAUAGCAAUGGCCCUAUUUCCACUGGAAUCAUUGAGUUGCAUCAUACAAAACAGUUGGUUGCACAUAUGGGAAAUACCACACAUGCUUCUCAUCUAAAUGUUACGCAUGGAAGGUUAGACACAGAAGUCAUUUCUACUACAAAUCUGAAUGGGAAGAAUAACGAACAUAUCAAUUGGGAUGAGACUGAUAUGGCUGACGAUUCCCUGCUGAUGGAGUUUUGGGAGGACGUCAUGAUGGAGGAAGACCGAUCAACUUUGCCAGACACUACCUCCUCCACUGUUGGUAUUGUUCCUGUUCCUUGUGAUAAGCCAGACCCUGAGGGAUUUGAUCCCGAAUCAUUUCUUGUUGAUGACAUUAUCUUCGAUGAAAGUACCAACAAGGAGGCAUAACUAGAAUGAUUGUGGUCAUGGGUAGGAAGCAGGAAUAGAUAUGUUGGUACAAGUGUGUUGUACCAGGCUUAUUUCUAUAUAUGUAAGGGAAGUUAAAUAAUGUAUAUCUAUUCUUGACUGAAAUCAUUUCUCUAUA
Sorghum bicolor (sorghum) is the source of this 1954-nucleotide messenger RNA. RefSeq lists its product as uncharacterized. NCBI's taxonomy places the organism in Eukaryota, Viridiplantae, Streptophyta, Magnoliopsida, Poales, Poaceae. Gene Ontology annotation, cellular component: nucleus. The coding region runs from base 601 to 1818 and encodes 405 amino acids. The transcript is spliced from 2 exons. The record is from RefSeq and is a predicted model, not a curated record. Gene Ontology annotation, molecular function: protein heterodimerization activity. Gene Ontology annotation, biological process: regulation of DNA-templated transcription.